GGAGUGGAGUAAUAAAAAGUGAGUCAGUCAUACGCUCUACUUUCCAAAUUGUGGGUGGAAGAAUUAGUAUAAAUAAAUUGAAAAUCUACAAUAAUUAGUUUCUUCCUCUUUCAUCAUCAUUAUCAUCUAUAACUUUGAAUAAUUUGGAAGUUGCCAUUUUUCAACAUCGUGUUAUUCCCUCUGAUAGAAUUAUUGUAGUUUUCUUUUCAAAUUUCGUCAUUGACGAAUCGUCAAGCCAUCAACAACAUACUACUAACGAUUUAAUUGAAUCACAUCUGUGAAGUAUUAGAGGUAGUUAAUUUAACAAUGGCUGGAUCCAGUUAUCAAUAUGAUAAAAGCACCCCAUUUUUCUCCACGACGGAUGACGACGAUGCAGCCUUUCUUCGAUCUGGUCGACGUGCGUAUGAGUCAUCCACUAUUGAAGAUCGUCACCAGCAAUUGUUAGAGGAACGAAGGAAAAUUGAAGAACGUACAAUUCAAUCUUCUUUCCGUUCAAUUGGUUUAUUGCACGAGUCUGAAGCUGUUGGAGCAGCAACUGCUGAGGAACUGGACCGUCAACGAGAACAACUGAAAAAUACUGAAAGCAAGUUGGAUGAGAUCAAUACGACGCUGCGUGUUAGUCAAAGACACAUUCAAGGCAUUAAGAGCGUAUUUGGAAGUCUGAAAAACUAUUUUUCUGGGAGCAAAAACGAUGCAGCAAAAAUGUCCACAUCGGUUUCUGGAGGAGAUCUGAACAAAGAAGUUGACAAUGUUCCAGAUACUAAAACUAGAUUGGCGCAAGUUUUGGAGAAGACGGAAGUGGACGCCAAAAGCAGUGUUCAUCCGGUUGAACGAUUUCGCUCUGAUGAACCAAUGCGCUCUCAAGAUGUUGAUAGUAUACUUGACAAAAAUUUAGAAGAUAUCGGGCUUUCCAUUUCACGGCUCAAAAAUUUGGGAUUGGACCUCAACAAAGAAAUUGAAGAUCAAAAUGUAUUGUUGGGUCGAAUUACUAAUAAGACGGAAGAUGUAGACUUCAAGGUUCAAUCGCAAACUAAGGAUAUGAAUCGGAUUUUGAAAAAGUAAUCGUAAUACUUAUGCAUAAGAACAAUAUGCAGUAAAUUCCAAUUAACUUAGUACAUUUAUAUCCAUACCAAUGUUUGUAAUAGUCUCGUAUGUCUUUUUUACGAAUGCAAUAUGGUGGCUAAAUCUCAUGUCAUGUCACAGUUCUUAUGUACGAGAAGCAUAUGUAGAUACUUGUUUAUUUCAUGUAAUAAAUAUAAUCCAAUGUCAUAAUUUCAAUAUUAUGCUCUCAUUAUGUUUUGACGAUACAAACGUUAUUAAUUAAUCGGGAAUAAUAAAUAUAAAGAAAGUAUA
Messenger RNA from Folsomia candida, 1353 nucleotides. It is a transcript of the gene Snap29, whose product is annotated as synaptosomal-associated protein 29. The record is from RefSeq and is a predicted model, not a curated record. Gene Ontology annotation, molecular function: syntaxin binding; SNAP receptor activity. Lineage: Eukaryota; Metazoa; Arthropoda; Collembola; Entomobryomorpha; Isotomidae. The transcript has 3 exons. Gene Ontology annotation, biological process: exocytosis; synaptic vesicle fusion to presynaptic active zone membrane; synaptic vesicle priming. Gene Ontology annotation, cellular component: SNARE complex; plasma membrane. Bases 307 to 1062 code for a protein of 251 amino acids.